AUGGUUCUCCAUUAUCUCGAAUUCAUUCUCGGUCGGUUGCUGUACCCAAUCCGUGGCCAUGAUUCUGGUCAGAUCAUCCAUUGUCCGGCCUUCAAAGACCUUCCCGAGCCGAACAUGACCCUCGAAGCACCCGACGUCGGCCCGUCGGGCUCCAAGCUACCUCUCCACUGUACUUGCAAGGCCGAUGAUGGCAAGGGCUGCCUUCCUGAGCUACGCUGGACCGCUCCAAACAGUCGCGAAGAAGUCAAGGAGUAUGUACUCCUCUGUGAAGAUCUCGACCCACCCAUCCCAUUCCUCGUCUUCCACCAUGGUCUCCUCUGGGCAAUUCCUGCCACGACUACCAAGGCUGAAGCGGCCAACGUCAAGCCGGACGAACACGCCAAGAUCUGCCGCAUGACCGUCGCUGGUUGGCGAUUUGUGCCCAACAUGCUUGGAUUGCCGUAUGUCGGUGCUGGUGCACCCCUCGGUCACGGAAAACAUCGCUACGUCUUCACCAUUAUCGCUCUCAGUGAGUCACUGAAAUUCAAGGCUCCCGAGAAGGCCAGCAAGAAGGAUAUCAAGCGCGCUAUGGCCGGCAAGAUCAUCGGCUGGGCGCAGUGGACUGGCAUCUUUGAAAAGCCUUGGCCCAACUAA
This is a messenger RNA of Penicillium concentricum, 633 nucleotides long. Its product is annotated as YbhB/YbcL family Raf kinase inhibitor-like protein. Bases 1 to 633 code for a protein of 210 amino acids. The transcript has a single exon. Lineage: Eukaryota; Fungi; Ascomycota; Eurotiomycetes; Eurotiales; Aspergillaceae. The record is from RefSeq and is a predicted model, not a curated record.